Molecule: messenger RNA, 1536 nt
Organism: Leguminivora glycinivorella
Lineage: Eukaryota; Metazoa; Arthropoda; Insecta; Lepidoptera; Tortricidae
Exons: 2
Coding region: 1-1353 (450 amino acids)
Molecular function (GO): zinc ion binding; nucleic acid binding
Source: RefSeq, a predicted model, not a curated record
AUGGUGUUGAUUCACGAAGAUCUAUGGGAAUUUGUGGAAAAAGAGGUUGACGAGAAAAAAUCCGAAGAUGUGAAGAAAAGCCAGAAAGCGCUCGCACGCAUUGCAUUAUCCGUGCAAUCGACGGCCUUCGUGCACAUAAGGAACGUGACCUCGGCACACAAAGCAUGGAAGCAUCUUCAGAAUGCUUAUGAGUAUAAGGGAUUAUGUCGGAGACUAGGCCUGUUGCGAACUUUGUUUAGCACAAAGUUGACGGAAUAUCAAAGUAUGGAAAAAUAUGUCAACAGAAUCACGAACGUCGCACAACAAUUACAAGAUAUCGAUGCAAAGUUGGAUGAUGACUUUGUUGCGGUAAUCAUGCUGAGCGGACUUCCUGAGGACUACGACCCGCUGAUCAUGGCAAUUGAGAACUCAGACCUCAAGUUGACUAGCGAAGUUGUAUCGGCGAAGUUGCUGCAGGAGACGUUGCGACGUGAGGACAGCAAACGCGACGGAGAUGGAGUUACAGCUCUGGCGGCUGCGAGGAAGCCUCCCAGGUGUUUUGCUUGUAAAAAGAUGCGACAUAUCAAGAAAGAUUGUCCGACGUUGAACAAAAAGAAAAGUAGCAAGGUGAUGUCAUCGUCAAAGGUUCUGCUCACGGCGCUGUCGGUGAACGUUGAAAGUGAUCUUUGGUACGUGGACAGUGGGUCGGCAAGUCAUCUUUGUCGAGAUGUGAACAUGAUGAGUGACAUGAAGUCAGAUAAAUCGUUGCAAGUGACUGUGGCUAACGGAGAUAAACUAUUUACGGCUGGUAGAGGCAAUGUUAACGUGGAACAACGUGAUGGCAAUGUAAAGACUAUAAGUGACGUGUAUUAUGUACCUAACUUAGCAGCUAACUUAUUGUCAGUAAGUUCCAUGGCUAAAAAAGGCUAUAAGGUAGUAUUCGACUCCAUCGGUUGUGAAAUUUUGGAUAAUGGGGUUAUUGCCGCAAUGGCUACUUUGAAAAAUGACGUGUAUAUCCUUGACACUGUUGAGGCUUGUUCGAAGGUUCCUUUACAGAACAAACAGGUGGCCAACGCAGCAGUGGAGGAGGAGCGUGCGGUUUCUAGCGACGAAACUGUCUCUGCAGCUUCAGAGAAAGUUUGGCAUCGUCGUCUUUCGCAUCUCAACAGGAGAAGCAUGGAACUUUUAAGAAAAGGCAUACCUCAGGAGCAAUGGCAUCGUGCAUCAAACAACAGUUCCUGGCUGCGCUGCCCAGAACGGGGUCGCGGAGCGCGCGAACAGGACAGUGAUGCAGGCGGCAAGGUGCAUGCUACAAGAUGCAGGCCUGAGCAACGAAUUUUGGGCGGAAGCUGUCAACACGGCAGUCUACGUUAAGAACCGUUGUCCUACGAAAGCUGUACUGGGGAGCACUCCUGAAGAAAAGUGGAGUGGCAAAAAGGUAUCACUGAGUCAUUUACGUAUCUUUGGUUCUGUGGCUUAUGCUAUGACUUCAAAGCGUUCGAAAUUAGAUCCGAAAUGCAAAAAGUACAUUUUUGUUGGGUAUUGUGAGCAUACAAA